This is a messenger RNA of Gracilinanus agilis (Agile Gracile Mouse Opossum), 984 nucleotides long. It is a transcript of the gene SMIM33, whose product is annotated as small integral membrane protein 33. Bases 224 to 616 code for a protein of 130 amino acids. The record is from RefSeq and is a predicted model, not a curated record. Lineage: Eukaryota; Metazoa; Chordata; Mammalia; Didelphimorphia; Didelphidae. The transcript has a single exon.
UCUCUUGCCUCCCUGUUUCCCUCCCUCUUGGUGAUUCUUUACUCACUCCCUAGUGUUUUCAUCUUUGCUCUUUUCUUCCUCUCUGGUCUUGGUUAAGGUCUUGACUUUGGCUGGGUCUUUGCCCUUUCUUCUCUUUUUUGCAUUUUCUACUUUUUCUACCUUUUCCUCCCCAUAGCUGUAUCCUUCUUCACUCCCAGGUUGUCUUCCUGACUCUACCUUCACCAUGAUGAACAACUCGGCUAUACAAGACCCCUCACGACAAUUGCAGGAAGCCCUUGAGGAGCCAGAUCGUUUGGGCCCUCUGGGAGGACAUCAGAGUGAGCCAAAGGGGGAUGGGCUGCCUCUGCUUGCCAUUAUUGUGACUCUUUUUGUCUUAGUGGCUAUCUGUAUUAUCAUGGUUGUCCAUUUUGGUCCAGAACUUCGAAAGAUCCAAGUUACUCUCCCUCAGGAGCCCUCAUCCAUGAAGCAAGAAGGUGGUGUCCGUCUCAUUCACUGGCAGGCCCUGGGCUCUCAACUUAGAAUCGGGCCCCAAGAAAGCUACAGGGAAACCCAGCCGGGGCUUGCUGCUACCAGCCUCUGUACCCAUUCCAACAUCAGAGAACUUACAUAUCUAUAAAGAACAAGGCUUGCAAUUUCCCCUUACCACCAAAGUUGGACAAAGAUUUAAGAGGAAAGAGAAUAGAAGAUUUGUGCUUCAAAGCCUAUGGAGAAUGGGCAGAUGAAUUUCUUACCUGAGUUGAUUUUCAGGGGUGUCCUUCCUGGGACUAGGAAAAUAAAUGCUGAGUUGAGGGUCUCCUGAAAACAUACUGUAGUUUGUGUACUUCUAAUUCUCCCAUUCCUAUCUAUCCUUCCCUCCACUACUCCCUAGCCCUAAAACCCCAUUUCUCUCUCUCAUCUAGUAAUUCCCAGGCCUUUGAACUUUCUUCCUUAGUUUCCUUUUCUCUAAACUCCUUUCUCCCAGUUUCCCUCCUCUUCUAGCCUCCU